Symbiodinium sp. CCMP2456 is the source of this 384-nucleotide messenger RNA. The record is from the annotation of a GenBank genome assembly. NCBI's taxonomy places the organism in Eukaryota, Dinophyceae, Suessiales, Symbiodiniaceae.
CCAUCUUGGCUCAAGGGUGAAAUCUUCUGGUGGACAGAGAGAGCCGGUCCCACGCACGACAUGCCGAGUUUCCGCUUCGUCACGGGGAUGCUGCUGUGUUGGACCAGUGCUGCCGGCCCGUUGAGCAAUCUUCUGUCUGGCAUGUCUGAGAAUGCGUGCAAUGCCACCGGCUCUGGUGACGUGCAUGCCGCAGCUACCAGUUUCUCAGCCUUCUUCCCUGACACUUUGUCCCACGAAGCCAGCCAUUUCCUGCCGACCAUUGCCAGCGAGCAAGUGCACAGCCAUUCUGGCACAGAGACUGCACACAUCGAGGAGCAACUUGAUGCUGGCUCUUUGCUGCUCAACCGCCGUCCGAGGACCUUCGUCAGCUUCUGCAAGAAAUGA